Lathyrus sativus (Indian pea) is the source of this 1326-nucleotide messenger RNA. The record is from the annotation of a GenBank genome assembly. Lineage: Eukaryota; Viridiplantae; Streptophyta; Magnoliopsida; Fabales; Fabaceae.
AUGGAAAAUUUAAUUGAAGAUGAGGAAAACAUUGUUCUAGAAGAACAAGAACAAGAAGAAAAUGUGGAAUGUGAGGGAGACGCAGAAAAAAAUGGGACAACUAAGAAAAGAACACGGGGACCAACUUGUUGUUUAAAAAUAUAUGCAAGAGAUGUAAAAGACCGUCAAGAAGUUACUCUAGAUGACUUUGGAGAGCCAAUUGGACCUGAUGACCAAACUGUUUCUGACUUAGGCUAUUUCCUCGGAACUAUAGCAAGGAAUGCAAAUUUUUGUCCAUUGAUCUAUACAAAUUUCAAAGAGUUGCUUAAAGAUGAAACAGAUCCUAAGCGUCAUAAUUAUCAUAUUUGGAAAUAUGUUAAUACGAAGUUCAACAUUCCUGAGAGAGGAAAAAAAGCAGUGUAUGCUCGAAUAAACGAUGCUUGGAGACGCCACAAAUACUCUAUCAAGAAAGAUCAUUUUCUAAAGUACUCUAAUAUGAAGGAUAGAUUAAAACACCAUCCAAAGAGCAUAUCUGAAGUUCAUUUCAAGAAAUUGUUAGUAUAUUGGAAAGAUACUCAUAUUCAAGAUAUUAGCCAAAAGAAUGCAGCUAAUAGGAGCAAGCAAAAGUUUAUGCAUCGUGUAGGACCGACAAAUUUUGCUAGAAUUCGUGCAAAAAUGCGGGAAAACAAGGAUGGACAAGAAGUCACUCAAGCUGAGAUGUUUAUUGAAACUCGAAAAAGUCGCAAGGGAAAACAAGUGGAUGAGGAAACCCAAUUUGUGAUUGAUAAACUUCAAAAAUCUAUUGAAACUUCAACUGAAGCUGGAACACAAACAUUUCAAUCACUGCUUGGAAAAGAAAAACCCGGUAGAGUGAGAUGUUAUGGAAGAACUGUUACACCAUCAUUGUUGAAAAAAAAUGAAGAAAUUUCUUUGAUAAAAAUGCAAUAUGAUGGUAAAAUUUCUGACAUGAAUCAAAAGAUGGGAGCAAUGGAGGCACUUUUGAAAAGCAUGUAUAUGCAACAAAAUCCACAUUUAAGUGAAGAGGAAGUAAACAAUAAGAUGAGAGAAGCCUUGCACAAUGAUAAUAUUCCAACACCGCGCUCAUCGACAUCAACCUACGCUCCUGCUCAUCAAAAGGUUAUAAAUGAAGAUGAUCCUCAAGAUGAACAAGAUGGCGUUCUCCAAGAUGACGACGAUCUUCAAGAUGAUGAUGAUCUUCAUUAUGAUCUUGAUGACGAUCUCCAAUAUGAUCAAGAUGAUGAUCUUCAAUAUGAUCAAGUUGACGGUUCUCAAAAUGAUGAUUCUCAUGAUUCUCAGUAUAAUGAAUAUAAUGAAGACCUCCACUGA